Somion occarium is the source of this 2280-nucleotide messenger RNA. The record is from the annotation of a GenBank genome assembly. NCBI's taxonomy places the organism in Eukaryota, Fungi, Basidiomycota, Agaricomycetes, Polyporales, Cerrenaceae.
ACCUUCUAGCUUCGUCCCCCACUACACUCUUGGGUAUCGCGUGUUCAAGUAUGGUUGCACUUCUCCAACGUCCACUGAAGGGUUCCAGGAUCUCGUCUUUCUAUCCUGUCAAGUCCGUGCCACCACUGUCCUCUCUUGACAGCGCGUUCCAGCUUCAGGAAUACAUCUCGCUGCUCAUUCGUGCCGACGUACAUGACGUGGAAACAAUUGUCUCAUUGCCUGGAGGAAAGUCGGGAGAAAGACGCGAAGGAAGCGAUGGCUCUAAUGGUAGUGAGGGCGACUCGGAUAAGGAUGGUAGGAAUGACGUGCCGGUCGACCCAGCAUGUUGGGUGUACGAGCAACUGAGGCGACUUGCGCAAGACCUUUCUCAUCCACUUAUCACGAUGCUGCAGCAGGAAUGCACCCGAUCCUCCUGCCCUGAAAUGAAGGCGGGCGAAUGGUUGUACCUUUGUGUUGCACACGGAAAUGACGGCGCGACAGAACAAUGCUGCGCUAUUGACUAUAUUCUUCACACAUUGGAUAGCGCGACUGCCCUCCUAAACUCCCCUCGAGCCUUUCCAUCCCGGCUCUCUAUUCCUCAAGCAUCACAUCGCCACUUUUCCUCUCUCGCACGCAGGCUUGGUCGCAUCUUCGCUCAUGCAUAUUUCCAUCACCGCGAGGCCUUCGAGCAAGCAGAAGCAGAGUCAUCGCUAUAUGCACGUUUCCUAGCCCUUACCUCCAAAUUCGACCUAGUUCCCUCCGAAUUCCUCGUCAUCCCUCCCAGACUCUCGAGCAUGCAAGACGAUGACAGUCGUGGCCGACCGCUCAAUCUACUCGAUUCCCACAGCUACCUCAGAGGAGACUCAAGUGACCAAAACGGCAACCGAGGAUGGGACCUAGGAGACUCAUCUUCCAUUGUCAACCUCAGCAUUGGUAACGAAGAUAGAGGUCCUGGUCCAAAGGGUAUCGGCGGAGGUGUUAGCCCUCUUCGCAAAUCCCGUAAUCGCACGGGCACCAUGGUUCAUAGCGAUGCAUUUAAUGUCGCAGAGGAACUAUCCAAAGUCGAGGAGCCGACAAAUCCACUUCAGCAAGCUAUCGACGUAGCUAUCGCUGCUGAAGCAGAUGCUCAGGACCGCGUAGAUGCGGUUCUCCCGACAACUGAAGAGCCUCUACAGUCACAACCAGAGUUCCGACCCCCAGCACAGCCUGAACUUAUUCAGAUCGAAGAGGCUCCGCCGCCCGAAGUUCCUGAGUUGUCCGAAGUGGUUGAUUUACUCGACAUUGUGGCGCCGCCUCCUGCUGAACCUCCAAUACCACCGCACGUAGAUGAUACCAGCGAAGAUAUCACGGAUGCUUCUCUGGACGAUGUACCCUCCAUUGAUCCUUCUGACACAGGUACAGAUGUGGAAGUCCAGGAGGAGUCGCCUCUUCAAAAUGACGACAGUGAAGUAAUUGGGGUGGCGGUGGACGUGCCAUCCGAAACCUUGGAUGUAUCUGCCACUGACCUGGAGGAAGAUUCACAUCCUGCUGACACUGGUGAAGCACCGUCGGAAGCUGAACCUGAAGAGACUGAGCCCGAACCUGUGCCUACGAUAUCCGAAAAGAAGAAUGAACCCCAGGUUGCUGAGGCACCAGUGGAAGAAAUUGAAGUCAAGCAUCCUUCUGCGACAGAAUCAGAAGAAACUCCAUCGAGCGAAGUUGUUGCAGACGAUCCGACCCCAGUACAGGCGGCCGACAGUCAAGCAACGGGACCCUUAACGUCAUCAGAGGAUUCAGAGUUGGAUACUGUUAAGGACACAUCGAUCGAGGAGUUGUGAUGUGAGUUUUAAUAUCGUUUACGCCGUCGGGCGGGUUCCCGAGUAAUGUGUAUCGUCGUGGAUUGCUUUCGUAUAUUUAUCGUUUGCUCAUCGGUUUCACCUUCUGUUACUAUACAAUGUUGUGUUUAUACGGAACUGCGGACUGUUGUACACACGAUCUUCACUCGUCCGCUACCUUGAUGAGCAACUUUCCAACAGUCUUCCCUGUCGUGAGAUCUUUCUCCGCUUGUUGGACACCCUCCGCCGUGAAGGGAUACUCCUUGUGGAUCAAGACUUUCAACUUCUCAUUGGCCACCAGGUCAAAUAGUUCUCCAACGUAGCGACGACCUUCCUCGGCAGUAUAGAUGUAGUUCUUCAAGCUGGUGAUAUCCAGUAUUCAUUAUUGUGGUCAUUAAUUCCAUGGGCAGAAAGACUCACGUAGGUCUGGCAAUCUUGAUGUUCUUCUCAGCCAACCUGAGUGGUGAGAUUGGAGGAACGACGCCAG